AUGGUAGAUCCUAAAAAUCAGAAGAAUGUCAAAUCUCUUGAACUGGCUUUGGUUGAUGCUCAGGGAUCCAAGAUACAGGCUACUAUACCUGCCAGGAUAAUGAAAGAUUUUAUUAAAUACUUUCAAGUAGAGGGCUGUGUUAGGAGGCUAAAACGUUUUGAUCAUGGGCUUAAUAUAAGUGGAGGAUACCGUUGCUCAAAGCAAGAGUACAAGAUUGUGUUCCGACCUCACACAUUGGUUGAAUCAGUUGUUGAAUUUGAUAUCUCUAAUUGUGUUUUUGAAUUCACUCCGUUAGCAGAAAUCACCAAUUUCGUUGCAAACUUUGACUACUGUUGUGAUUUGGUAGGACACAUUAUUGGUUACAGUGAUCCUAUUGUUGAUAAUGGUAAGAAGAUGAAUUUUGUUGAAAGAGAAGAUGAAAGAGCUGAUAGGUUGAAAGUGACACUCUGGGAUGAACAUGCUGAUCGUGUUCUAAACAUUAUGAAUAAUAAUCCUCACUAUCCUGUGGUACUCAUUGUACAAUACGUGAAAUGCAAAAAGUACUAUUGUUACACCAAUUAUGAGGAUUUCGUAAAGGAUGCAGAGACGACGGCACUGGCUGGAAUUGAAGAAUUGGAUCAGGUACCAGAAUUGGUACACUACACUAUAGGACAGACAGGCACCAAAGGGUACCCUGACAUUCUGGAAGAGAUUGUGGAUAAAAUGUGUCUCUUUAGGCUUGAUGUUUCCGACUAUAUAAUUCGGAACAAUACCAUUGAGAUAUCAGUUGCAAGGGUUACAACUGAUGCAGAGGUUAUAAAGAAGUACCUAGAUGAUGUUUCUGAUGAUCAAGAAAUUUAUCCAGAGUUAAGUGCUGAAUUCUAUCGCAAUUUAACCCCUAUGUCUGACAGCAUAGCUAAGACUGCCAUUUCAAUAGUUUCUGGAAGCUUAUGUAAUUUACAAUUGGAUAUAGAUAGUGUUCAAGCAGGCAAAUGUGAUGUCAAAUUACUUGGCUGCAAGGUUCCUGAGAAAGCAGAUAUUGGACAAGAAAAUGCAUAG
Oldenlandia corymbosa var. corymbosa is the source of this 1038-nucleotide messenger RNA. Lineage: Eukaryota; Viridiplantae; Streptophyta; Magnoliopsida; Gentianales; Rubiaceae. The record is from the annotation of a GenBank genome assembly.